AUGGCUGCGGCCGUCAGUCUUCUGCCACCGAUGUUUACAGGUCACCAGCCUGGCAACGAGGAAAGACAAGACCUCCCUCGUCCAUAUCGAUGUCCGUUGUGCGACAGAGCGUUCCACCGUCUAGAGCACCAGACGAGACACAUCAGAACGCACACUGGUGAAAGGCCUCAUGCAUGCUCGUUUCCAGGAUGUACCAAGCGCUUCAGUCGGUCCGACGAGUUGACUCGUCAUUUGAGAAUACACAACAACCCGAACUCGAGGCGCAGCAAUCGAGCCCACCAGCUGGCUGCUGCCGCCGUUGCCGCCGUCGCUCCUGUUGGUGGUAUGUUGGAGGGGGCAAAUGCAAUAUCACAGGCUCAGAUGAUGGCGCCUCCUGCGCAUGGCAGAGUAAGGUCGGCUCCGACGUCGAAGGCGGGCUCGCCGAAUGUCUCACCACCCAACUCCUUCCCUAACUAUACUCCUCACAUCCCGACCACUCUGGGUCCUUAUGGUAGACAUGAAGACCGGACGAAUAUAAUGGACAUCAAUUUGCUCGCUACAGCAGCUUCCCAGGUGGAGCGAGGAGAGGACCAUACCAUGUCUGGUACUUCUAGACAGCCUUACAUGCAUCAUAAGUUCAGCCACCGACCAUCAUUCCAGAGUAGUGGCCGGCUCCCAUCGUUAUCCGCCUACGCCAUGUCCCAUUCGAUGUCGAGGACGCUGUCGGCGGAGAACGCCGAUGACCAAGGCCAUCGGGUCAAGAGAUCGCGUCCCAACUCUCCCAACUCGACCGCACCGCCGUCUCCUACAUUCUCUCACGACUCUCUAUCUCCCACUCCCGAUCACACUCCGAUAGUCACUCCUGCCCAUUCGCCGCGUCUUCGACCUUACGCCAACCCUGACUUUCAGCUUCCAGGCAUUCGUAAUCUGUCGCUAGGUCACACGCCGGCCCUUGCGCCUAUGGAACCGUCUGCGGAUGGGCCAACAGCUCCUGUACAGCAUUCCCAGCAUUCCGGACCCACCCUCAGUGACAUCAUGUGUCGUCAAGAUGGCACUCAGCGCAAACUGCCUGUUCCACUGGUGCCGAAGUUGACCGUACAGGAUAUUCUGAAUCCCGGAAUUGGGACCAGUUCGGGAAGUUCGAGCACUAGCACCUCCUUGAACGGAGAUGCAAUGAUGGAGCGACGUUGA
Endocarpon pusillum Z07020 is the source of this 1170-nucleotide messenger RNA. RefSeq names its product DNA-binding protein creA. Gene Ontology annotation, cellular component: cytoplasm; nucleus. Bases 1 to 1170 code for a protein of 389 amino acids. NCBI's taxonomy places the organism in Eukaryota, Fungi, Ascomycota, Eurotiomycetes, Verrucariales, Verrucariaceae. The record is from RefSeq and is a predicted model, not a curated record. The transcript has a single exon. Gene Ontology annotation, molecular function: RNA polymerase II cis-regulatory region sequence-specific DNA binding.